Messenger RNA from Prorocentrum cordatum, 1567 nucleotides. Lineage: Eukaryota; Dinophyceae; Prorocentrales; Prorocentraceae. The record is from the annotation of a GenBank genome assembly.
GAGGCGCUACCGCGGGAAGCAGCCGGCCAGAGAUGUUCCCGGAGAGGCCUCCGGGGACUCCAGGCCGCCGAGAGCCGCGGCGCUGGGGGGGCGCUUCGUGGACCUCGAGCCGACCGUGCAGGGCGCGAGUGGUCAUCGGGAGGAGCUGCCGCGGACGCCGACGGUGCCCGCCGCGACCCGCGCGGCUGGGAGCGGCGCCGACGACGACGGCGUGGCCGACGCGUCCUUGCCCGAGUUCCGCGAGGUGCUCAAGGCGAUGGCGACCGAGCUGUUCAGCGACAGGUCGAACGCGGUGUUCGACGAGCUGCCCGCUGCGGACCGCAGCGGAGGCAGGGCCAGCGAGAUCCUGCCGAUGAAGGCGAAGCAGCCCGACGAGGUCGUCUACGCGCAGAACGUCGAGAUCUCCAGCGCGCGCCCGGCGCUGGUAGUGGUCGCUCGGUGCAGGGCUUGGGGUGCCAAGCGCGACAGCGACGCGCGGGCAAUGCAGUUCUCGGUCGACGGCGCGCCGGCGAAGCUGGUCCAGAGCAGGUGCGACCCCAGUGUCUGGAUGGCGUUCGCUGCGGCGGGGCCGAAGCUGGAGUCGGACCGCCUCUUGCUCGGCCCCCUUCUCGUCUACGUCGACGAUUUCCUCUGCUUGGGGCCCGACGGGGCGUUGGACGAGCUGGAGUCGCUGCUGAUAGCUACCUCGGCGCGCUCGGUCCAGAGCCGGGUCGGCUGGGAAGCGCCGGGGAAGGUGAUUUACUUGGGCUUGGAGAUCGAGGCGCGAGGGUCCGAGCUGAUCGUGCACCAGGACCCCCACCUGGACGACGCGCUCCCCAUCUGGGGCCUGGGCGACGCCAACGGCGCGCGCACCAUCGCGCUCGAGCCCGUUCCGCCACCUCGCGCGCCGGAGGAUGGCGACGCUGACCCAGCAGCCGCCCGCGCGGCCCAGCGGAUGGCAGGAGGCUUGUUUUGGCUUGCUACAAGGUCGUGCCCCGACGUGUCUCUCGCGACUUCGCGUCUCAGCAGCUUUGCAUGCAGCCAUCCCGUUUGGGCGUUGCGGCAGGGCAAGCGUGUUCUGCGGUACUUGAUCGGCGCUCGUGGCUUCGCCCUGGUGAUCGGCUGGGGCCCCGACGACCCGAGUGCCAGCUGCGCCGAGCUGUCCUCCCUCAGCCUGGACGUCUUCGCAGACGCCAGCUUCGAGACGGAGACCGCUCAGACGGGAGUGGCAGUUUUCUGCGGUGGCGAAUUGAUCGACUGGAGGGGCCAGAAGCAACCGCAGGUGGCCCGCAGCACCGCCGAGGCAGAGAUCACUGCUUUGAACAUGGGCGUCACGAUGCUCGAGGGCGCGGAGGCGACCAUGGCCAUCGUUGCAGUCGGGCAGGGCAGCUGGCGCACGCGCGCGCUUGCUAAUCGAGCCGCAGCGCUCCGCAGCCGGGUAGGCAUGGGAACGCUGCUGCUCAAGAAAGUUUCCUCGGAGGAGCAGCGGGCCGACGGCUUGGCCAAGGUGUUCGCCGCCGCCGUGAUGGGCCGCGUCCGCGUCCACUUCGGCCUGCAGCUGAUCGUCGAGCUGCUGGGCCGCGCCGCG